UCAUCACUCCGCGGCGCACUUUAGCACAACUCUCAAACCGGCCACCUCCUCUCCCAACUUUCCUAACCUACGCCUCUCUUCCGCCUCCUUUAUCAUCCUUACCUUAACCCACCGCUCUUUCUCCUAACCCUAAUUUCUUCUUUCCCGCCGCCAUGUCAACCCCCGAUAACGAAUCUCCCGUCGCCACCGCCACCGAUCCUUCAACCGCCGUGACCGUCGCGACCACCGCGACCAGGAGAGUCCCUCCUCCGUGCUGGACCGACGAGGAGACCGCCGCGCUCGUCGACGCCUACAAAGACAAGUGGUUCGCCCUCUGCCGCGGGAACCUCCGCGCGGCCGACUGGGACGACGUCGCCGCGUCGCUGCCUACACUCGGAGGUCCGGCGAAAACGCCCAUCCAGUGCCGGCACAAGAUCGAGAAGCUCCGGAAACGUUACCGCGGCGAGAAGCAGCGGUGUCUCAACAAACCGCCAGGCAAGUUCUCUUCCUCGUGGGACUUGUUCCCUGUUCUGGACGCUAUGGAGUUCGCGUCGGUGGCUUCCCCCGCCGCCGCCGAACCGUACGAUCACGAUGUGGAUCACGAGGAGGACGAGGGGAACGGUGUGGGUGGAUUUAGGGUUAGAUCGAAGAGAUCCUUGAUGAGUACGCCACGAGAGGGGUUUGGGGUUAGAUCUAGGGUUAAGAGUCAGAUGAAAAUGUACGGUGGUGGUUUUGAUUCAGAUCAUGAUUCAGGAGGUGGUUUUGGAUUGAAAAGGAGAUAUAAUGGACAUCCUAAGGUUAAUGCUGAGUUUGACGCUGAUUCUGAUGAUGAGAUCUUGUUAGCUCCCAAGACUACUAGGCUUAGGGGUUCUCAUCACGGUGGCGCUGGGUUUCCGUUGAAGUCGUAUGGUGAUCGGAGUUUCGCUUCUCAUGGGUUUAAAUCCAAGAACUUCAGUAGCAAUUAUGAUGACGAGUUUGAUGAUGAGAGGGAAGGAUUGAAACCGAGGAUCCACAACUCUAGGAGCUCUUCGCGAGUCAACGGUUAUAGCUAUCCACGUGUCUCCAACGGAUAUGGAUCGUCUUCUAGGUUGAAGCAGGAGCCGAUGAAUGAGCCUGACCCGAUUGAUGAAGUUGUGUCCUCGGUGAAGAUGUUGACGGAGAUGUUUGUGAGGGUGGAGAAGUCGAAGAUGGAGAUGAUGAGGGAGAUGGAGAAGGCGAGGAUGGAGAUGGAGCUGAAGCAUUGCCAGAUGAUGCUCGAGUCGCAGCAGCAGAUAAUAGGUGCGUUUAUGGAAGCAUUGAGUGAGAAAAAGAGCACAAACGCAAGGAGGACGGUGUCGUAGUUAUUAACGGUCAAAUAGCUUUUUGAGUGUAGUAAUCCAAGUGUCCUCUUCGAGAAAGAACAAAAAUGGCAGUAAAAUUUUAUGCCAGUAAUGACACUUGAGGUUUUUAGUUGUUGCAAUAUUUUAUAAUUUGUUAAAAGAUAACAUUUCUGUUU
Molecule: messenger RNA, 1474 nt
Organism: Raphanus sativus (radish)
Lineage: Eukaryota; Viridiplantae; Streptophyta; Magnoliopsida; Brassicales; Brassicaceae
Product: protein FIP2-like
Exons: 1
Coding region: 153-1319 (388 amino acids)
Cellular component (GO): nucleus
Molecular function (GO): transcription cis-regulatory region binding
Source: RefSeq, a predicted model, not a curated record